AUGAUGUCUCGAUUCCUGGACUAUUUCGCUCUUGGGAUGAAAAUGAGUUUUAUAAAUGUUUCACCGCUGGCUGAGGGUGUGACACCGCUGGCUGAGGAUGUGUCACAGCUGGCUGAGGAUGUGUCACAGCUGGCUGAGAAUGUAUCAUCGGUGGCUGAGAAUGUGUCAUCGCUGCCUGAGGAUGUAUCACCGGUGGCUGAGGAUGUGUCACAACUGGCUGAGUAUGUAUCACCGGUGGCUGAGGAUGUGUCACAGCUGGCUGAGUAUGUAUCCCCGGUUGCUGAGGAUGUGUCACAGCUGGCUGAGGAUGUGUCACAACUGGCUGAGUGUGUAUCCCCGUUGGCUGAGGAUGUGUCACAGCUGGCUGAGGAUGUAUCAUCGGUGGCUGAGAAUGUGUCAUCGCUGGCUGAGUAUGUAUCACCGGUGGCUGAGGAUGUGUCACAACUGGCUGAGUGUGUAUCCCCGGUUGCUGAGGAUGUGUCACAGCUGGCUGAGGAUGUAUCACAGGUGGCUGAGAAUGUGUCACAACUGGCUGAGUAUGUAUCACCGGUGGCUGAGGAUGUGUCACAACUGGCUGAGUGUGUAUCACCGUUGGCUGAGGAUGUGUCACAACUGGCUGAGUAUGUAUCACCGGUGGCUGAGGAUGUGUCACAACUGGCUGAGUGUGUAUCCCCGGUUGCUGAGGAUGUGUCACAACUGGCUGAGUAUGUAUCACCGGUGGCUGAGAAUGUGUCACAACUGGCUGAGUGUGUAUCCCCGAUUGCUGAAGAUGUGUCACAGCUGGCUGAGGAUGUAUCAUCGGUGGCUGAGGAUGUGUCAAAGCUGGCUGAGUGUGUAUCCCCGGUUGCUGAGGAUGUGUCACAACUGGCUGAGUGUGUAUCCCCGAUUGCUGAAGAUGUGUCACAGCUGGCUGAGGAAGUAUCACCGGUGGCUGAGGAUGUGUCACAACUGGCUGACUGUGUAUCCCCGGUUGCUGAGGAUGUGUCACAACUGGCUGAGUGUGUAUCCCCGAUUGCUGAAGAUGUGUCACAGCUGGCUGAGGAAGUAUCACCGGUCGCUGAGGAUGUGUCAAAGCUGGCUGAGAGAUUGUCACCGCUGACUGCUGAGAGUGUAUCCCUGGUGGCUGAAGAUGUGUAA
Molecule: messenger RNA, 1137 nt
Organism: Homalodisca vitripennis (glassy-winged sharpshooter)
Lineage: Eukaryota; Metazoa; Arthropoda; Insecta; Hemiptera; Cicadellidae
Product: apolipoprotein A-IV
Exons: 1
Coding region: 1-1137 (378 amino acids)
Biological process (GO): signal transduction
Cellular component (GO): membrane
Source: RefSeq, a predicted model, not a curated record